AGAGAGGUAGAGAGGGAGAGGUAGAGAGACAGCCAUGGAGAGGUGGAGAGCGGACUGUUGUCUUUGUUAUUUUUAAAGUGCUGCUCUUCGCAGCGGUGUCACCGCCGGCGGGGAAUUGUCCCGGUCCAAACACCCGAUGCACCCGAAAGCAGCGACAAGAUUUUCACGGGAGUUGUUUUGCAGUGGCAUAUGUAGAGGUCUGGAUCUAAUAGUUGUGCAGUGUGGGCUCCACAGAGACGUGGCUUAUGGAUGCUGGAACCAUGAGCGUAAGCGACAAAAGGGGCUACUUAGCCGACCUGGGGGGAGGCUUCACUGAGGAUGCACCCAGGCCUCCAGUCCCAGGGGAGGAAGGUGAGCUUGUGUGCAGUGACGGACGCCAAUGCAGCAACUUAGGCUUCUCUACAAAGAAUGAGAGCCUCAAAUGUGAGGCGUCUGUGGCUACACCCAGGCGACCUGACUUGGACCUUGGUUAUGAGCCGGAGGGCAGUGCCUCUCCGACACCACCCUACAUAAAGUGGGCAGAAUCUCUUCACUCCCUCCUGGAUGACCAGGAUGGCAUCCACUUGUUUCGGAUGUUUCUCAAGCAGGAGGAGUGUGCAGAUAUGCUGGACUUCUGGUUUGCAUGCAGUGGUUUCCGCAAACAAGAAGCUAAUGAGGGUAACGAAGAGAGGAAGCUCAAACUCGCAAAAGCUAUCUAUAAGAAAUUUGUCUUGGACAACAAUGGGAUCGUUUCCAGACAGAUCAAACCAGCCACCAAGUCCUUCAUUAAAGACUGUGUGAUGAAGCUUCAUAUUGAUCCAGCAAUGUUUGACCAGGCUCAGACUGAGAUACAGACUAUCAUGGAGGACAACACCUACCCCUUAUUCCUCAAGUCUGACAUUUAUUUGGAAUACACACGGACAGGAGGAGAGAGCCCUAAGCUGUUCAGUGAUCAGAGCUCUGUUUCCGGGAAAGGACUGUCGGGUUACUUGCCGACUUUAAAUGAAGAUGAGGAAUGGAGAUGUGACCAUGAGACAGAGGAGCAGACCGAGAGUGACCCCACACCGAGCAUCCGGCUUACCCAGAAGCUGCUGAUGGAGACUGCGACGCAGCGAGUGUGCAACAUUGCGAGAUUCCAGGACAGUCACGAGUACAGGCCCGCUGCAUGUCGGGAGCCCAUCAACCCGUACUACGUCAACUCCGGUUACGCCCUGGCCCCUGCCACCAGCGCCAAUGACAGUGAGCAGCAGAGUUUGUCCAGUGACGCAGACACGAUUUCCCUCACCGACAGCAGCGUAGAUGGGGUACCACCCUACAGAUACCGCAAACAGCAUCGCCGGGAGAUGCACGAAAGUGCCAAAGCAAAUGGGCGAGUGCCACUACCUCAUAUUCCACGCCCAAACCGGAUUCCAAAGGACAUUCAUGUGGAGCCAGAGCAUUUCGCUGCAGAGCUGAGCAGCAGACUGGAGGGAGUGCUGAGGGAGAGAGAGGCUCAGGAGAAACUUGAGGAGCGACUGAAGAGGGUUCGAUUGGAAGAGGACGGUGAUGAAAUCAUGCCCACAGCCACAACAUCAGCUGGUCACAGGUUCCUUCCUGGUGCCUAUCCGCAGAAUCACAGCUCCCGCUACAAUGACAUCACCUACAACGGGGCUUUUCUGAGAGACGCUCACGAGGAGAACCCCGAGAGUAUCCUGGAUGACCACGUCCAGCGGGUUAUGAAAACCCCUGGCUGCCAGUCACCCGGGGCAGGUCGCCACUCGCCCAAGUCACGCUCACCCGACAGCUUCCCAGGGGGCAAAGGGAUUGGACUGGGAAUGCCGCUGUCAUCAGGCCAGGUCAAACACCCAUCCAGACACGGCCUGAAGGGAGAGAGCAGCCACCUCUACCACCACAAACACGUGCAUCACAUCAACCAGACAGGCAUCGGAAAGCCCAAAGAGCAGGUGGAGGCGGAGGGAGCCAUGCGUGCGCACGGCACCUAUCCCUGGGGAUUGGAGUCGAGUCAUUAUGGAUCAAGGUCUCGCAGCUACGCUGAUGGCAUGGGAUCCAGCUCCAUGGAGCAUACAGGUAGCAAAGGUGGCCCACAGUGUAAAAAGGUGUACAGGAAAGGUGAGGAUGUGCGGUCUUAUGACAUGGUUGGAUCCGGAGAAGAGUUGGAGAAGAACCAGAAGAUCCUUUUGUGGCUGAUGGAGGGACAGAAAGAAAUGGUUCCACAGAAGAGAAGCCCGUACGUGAGCACCAGUGGGUCCAAGAGGACCACGGCCCAUGAGGGCGCCCAGCUGCGGAACAACGUGCAGCCGUCACAUCCGUUCAUCCAGGAUCCCACCAUGCCCCCCAACCCAGCUCCCAGCCCCCUCAUGCAGCUGGAGGAGGUUUGCCGGCGGCUUGAAGAGGAGAAGAUAAAAUCUGGAACUCUACAGCCCAAGCAAAGGUACGUGAUGGAGGUGAUGCAGAGGGGUCGAACCGCGGUGAGGCCGGCACUGUUCCCUCCUCUCAGCGUGGUGCCCGCCGUUUCUGACAGCGACCUCUCCGAGCCUGAACAUAAAGCCAGUAAGAAGCAGCCGUGUGAAAACACAGUGGUGGCGUAUUACUUCUGUGAGGAGCAGAUUCCAUACAGGACGUCUGUCAAAGGCAGAGUCGUCACUCUGGGCCAGUUCAAAGAACUGCUCACAAAGAAAGGAAAUUACAGGUAUUAUUUCAAGAAGGUGAGCGACGAGUUUGACUGCGGGGUGGUGUUUGAAGAGGUGCGCGAAGAUGAGGCCAUCUUGCCCAUUUUUGAGGAGAAGAUUAUCGGGAAAGUUGAAAAAAUUGAUUGAAGUGCACGUUGAAAAGGAGGAGGAGGAGAAGUAGCGCGUGAUGGACCGAGAAGUGACUGGAUGGUGAAGAGGAAGUGUUAAGAGAUGAAGAACGUGGGAGCAGGGAGGAAACAGAUUCGGUAGAAGUGAUGAAGAGCGAAGCAGUGGCCUCAGCGCGCGUAGGGCCGCUGCAGUGACUAGAGAAAAGACCUCAUCCACUUCUUUGUAAGUGCGAUGUAGACUUGUAAAGUUUAAUAGAUGAAUGAAGAACAAAAGUGCUUCUAAAGCUACAUAUUUUUGAUAUCAUCUAUCAGAGGGCGAGGGAGUCCUUUUAAUAUAAUCACACUUGUCAUUUUUAUAUGUAUUGGUACCAGAUGUGUACAGUUUGUGUUUAAAGAUAACAAAAUUUUAUAUCUAUUUAACUAUUUAAAAAAAGCUCAUUUGGCCCCUGUUGAAGACGAUCAAAGUCCUUUAUAGGGCUAAGUUUUGUCGUUGUUAGUUAGUCAGUUAGUUUUGUUUGUCGCUCACUGGAAGGGCCCUCUGGACUCUAAAGUGCUUUUAAGUACUUUUCAGAUGUUUUAUUUGCGGCUGCACUUUCAUUGUAUUUAUAUACCACUGAGCGUCUCAAUUGAGGCUGCAACAUGAUUUUUCUAAAGCACACAACAUUGAGUGCUCAGAAAAAUUUGGUACAAUCUGGUACAAUUGAUACAAAAUGUAAGACUUUUAUACAUAAUAAUAUAGUCUAAUAAUAAUAAUUGGCAUCGUGUGAAAUGAGUCCCUCUCUGACACAAUUUCACAUUAAAUGUGAUAAUUGAUUACUGUUUUAUUUGGUUGGACUAAUGCACAUUGCUCGGGUUAAUUGUAUUUUUGUGGUCGGUCAGUGUAAUCCACAUGUAAAUGAGGUGGAUGGCUGUGUUAGUGUACAGCCUUUCACUGCAUUGUUUUCACCUACUAUCAGCUGAAAAUGAAGUCUAAAGAAAGCUGCCUUCAAAUGAAACGCCAUAGAUGCAAUAACACUUAAAAACAUGAUUGGAAAUUACAAGGUGAAUAUCUAUGCAAAAGGUGGUUUGUGAUUUUGCUGUUGCCCUGGUCUAAAAUCUACACUGGAAAUCCAUUGUAUUUGUUGUGUAACAUUAGAAAAGUGUUCAAAGUAGUUUGACCAUUCACACAGUUGAAUGCAGCAGUAUCUUACUUUAGUAAAAGUAAAAAAAAUCCUUGCGACAAGGAGCAAGUUGAAAAUAGACUGAUUUUAAUGUCAAUUACAAAAUUCGCCCAGUGGGGCCCAAACCUCUGCAUACAAUUGUAAAAACAAUCAGGAAAUUAAAUAAUCCUGUUAAUGAAAUGUCAUAUGGUAACAUGUAUUAUUUUUAUGUCAUACCUCAGUCAGUUCAUCAAGCUAAAUUGUAUUUGGCUUGAUGUCUGCAGGGAUUCGCUACCGGUCGUACAACUUCGCUGACCUUUAUCUGUCUGACCUUUAUUUUGAUAUAAUUAUUCUGAUUAUGCCUGUUGUUGAAUUCUAAUUUAUCGGAUACAAACAUCUGAAGAUGCUUAUGUGUUAUUAUUAUUUCCAGUUAGACAUCAAACAUUUUAAUUAAUUUACAUCAAUGAAAAAGUGUCACACCCAGCAUCAGAAGUUGAUGAAAUAGAAGAGCAGCUUUUCCCCCUGUAGACUGUUCUGCAGAGAACGUCCUUGGCCUGAGGUCACAGUGUCGUCACUGUCGUGUGAAAAGUCGAUAUUUGUGUGCAAUGAAGAUCACAAAACAUUGCUUUUACACCCAGUCUCACCACCUUACACCUUCAAUCACAGCUUCUCCACGGCUGAGAAAGGGCUGCACUCACAACUGAUUUCUAAUCUGUAGCCUUCGCUUGUUUAUCACAGCUCCAUCUUGUGCCUGACAGGAAUGAAUCGUUAAGUGCAAACUUCUGAUCUACUUCUGAAAGAUCACGUUACACCAAAGAGAAAAAAAAGCAGAUGCAAGGAGAAGUUCUGAAUCAAUCUCAUUACACAUAUUGCUAGAAUUACUUCUUAGCAAGCUAUUAUUGCAUUUUUUUUUUUUUUGCAAGAUGUGUACGACUUUGACAUUUUUGGUGCAUCGUGACAUGAACGUGAACAUUCGGAGGACUCGUGCUCACAGGACACGAAGAUCUAGUUAUUAUUACAACGUCCCAGACAAUUAUCAUCUGAUUGGAAAUGUGACAUUUUUUUUGCACUGUAAUAGCAAACAAAAAGAAACAGAAAGAAAUGGCACCGAGUUACUGGGAAAUGGUACAUGACAAUAAGAUUCAAGAUCAUUUUGUAUUUUUCAUUCUGUAUUUCAUCUUUGUUGCUGAAGUCCAUAGUGAGGAAUGUAUUAUAAUGAGAGUAUCAUUAUUUUACGUUUGUUUGAGAUGCAGUAUUUUGAAUUUCUAACUUAAAACAUAACUUUAAUAUAUUUAGUGCAUUUGCCUCCAGAUCCGGCCUUUGUACCAGAUCCAGUGAAAUCCUUUUUGUUGUUUUUUUGUUUUAUUUUGAAAUGUAGUGACAAAUCUGUUGUGAAUCUUACUGUGAAAGCCCCAAAAGCAAACUUCCCUUAUUUGAGAUCAAUGACAUGUAUAUAAACAUCUGAGUGCCUUUAUGAAUAUGCUAAUGAUGUCUGCAGUUUGACUUUCAGACACGUGGGGGUUAUAAAUGCCAGGGACUAGCUUUAUUGUAUUAUUUUAUUUAAUUUUACUUGAUUUUUUUUGUUUGGGCUUUUUCUUUUAUUGUUAUUAUUUUUGCAAACAUGGUCAAACUAUUCCACACGUUUUUUUAUGUAAAUAUGUACAACGUGAAUUGUCAUCAACCAGCAGCCCAGUUAGCACAAUCAGUACCCUGGACCUGUUUCUGUUCACUAACUAGCAUGGUCACCGUUGGUACCUGGACAAUAAAUACAUGCAGUAAACCAGC
Molecule: messenger RNA, 5700 nt
Organism: Pleuronectes platessa (European plaice)
Lineage: Eukaryota; Metazoa; Chordata; Actinopteri; Pleuronectiformes; Pleuronectidae
Gene: axin1
Product: axin 1
Exons: 11
Coding region: 246-2795 (849 amino acids)
Biological process (GO): negative regulation of canonical Wnt signaling pathway
Source: RefSeq, a predicted model, not a curated record